Messenger RNA from Drosophila eugracilis, 1010 nucleotides. RefSeq lists its product as uncharacterized. The transcript is spliced from 2 exons. Bases 135 to 854 code for a protein of 239 amino acids. The record is from RefSeq and is a predicted model, not a curated record. Lineage: Eukaryota; Metazoa; Arthropoda; Insecta; Diptera; Drosophilidae.
AUUUUAGCCGUCGCGGUCUGGCCACACUUCAAUAAGAAAAACAAGUCGCAAAAUCGAAACAGCAUUGCAAUUUCCGAAACAUUUACAAUAACAAUUGCUUCUUAAACUACAUCUCUGAUGCCCACAGCCUGGCGAUGAAGCCCCAAACCAAGCGGAAGUCGUUUCCCUUUAAUGCACCGCCGCCGGGCGGAAUAAUGGAAUUCGGAUUCGGGAGCUGUAGCAGCUUUGGGAAUCCAGUCGAGAACGACCUGGUAAAGUGGCAGCACAAAAGGAAAUCGGAGCAGCAAGUGGCUGUUUUGCCACCCAAAAUGCUUAUAACUGAGGAGAGGAUUACCCAGCAUUUCAGCGGUCUGUCUCUGGAUCCAAAAAUCAAUGUGUCCGCCUCGGUCGUUGGCAGCAACAACAACAGCGUGUCCAGCGUUACGGGUGGACUGGCCACUGAUGAUAUACCGUCCACCAGCACUGGCAAGACACAUCACCCCAAUCCCGCCUACCAAAUGGCGGCUAUGGAACUGGAACAAAAGCUUCGCAACGCCAAUCGCAUUGUGAUCUGUGACGGCCUUAAGCCGGGAACAGGUCCCGGAUCUGCACCACCUGUAAUACCACCGGAGUGGUUGAUGAAAACUAUACCACGACCCUGCACCGCCUUGGUUCCCUGGCAGCCGUCUCCUCUACAGAUUCCAAUGCCGGGUCCCAAGAUUGUAACACCUCAAAUUGUGGCACCUAUGGCUGGUGCACCGGCUGUCCAGGAGCUGGCGGACUAUGAUGACGAUCUAGAGUUCUUUGAGAACAAUAACACGUGCAGCGUGAACCUUAACAAGUCUGAGCAAGAGCACAUGGAUGAGGACCUGUAGCUAUAGCCAUAUACAUAUAGCCCUAAAGCAUAAGCAUUAAAGUGUAGAUUUGUAUGUCCGUAAUUGUAAGAACACAGUUGAUAGCAUGCAAGAAUACUCCCAUCCUUAUUUUGUAUUACUAUUGAAAAUAGAUAUAUGUAUGUGAUUUAACCCGAA